UAUAUAUAUAGGUAUCAAUAACUUUUACCUACUUGACAGUCAAUCUAACGCAUUUAUAAUUUGUGUCCAAAGUUUAGUUUACUUAUUAACUUAUCUUCGCCGUUACAUGUGAACUGUGGAAAUUGUAGUUAUGUACAAUUUAAUUUAAAUAAGUUAAUUAAAAUUUUAGUUUCCAUUUAAUCAAUCGCUUAUUGUUGUUGAAUUUAAUAAAAAAUGGAACAAAGUAAAUCAUUACCGGUUACCGACGAGCAACUUGCCCAAUAUUUCCCGAAUUUACCUUCUGGACCUUUGGACAGAUAUAGAAAAAAUGUUAAAUUUGACUGGCGCCGUAUGAAACUCAUUUAUGAAAAUUUGAACACAAUUUCUUUAAAAAAUGAAAUAUGGACAUUUAUGGAAAAUCAUCCAUUAUUCAAAUAUACAGAUGCAUCGCUUACUUUAGAUGAAGAAAGACAUAUAACUGUCAAAAGAAUGUAUGCUAUAUUUAAUGAAGACUUUACUCCAUAUGAAAAAAUUUUUGAAGAUCCCAAACGAUUCCAAGCGGAAGCUGAGGCUAUAUUUAUGUUUGACAGUUCCUUAGCAGUUAAAUUAUCAUUGACAUUUCGGUUGUUUUUUAACUCGAUACAAGGGAAUGGCAGAUCACACCACUUCGAGAUCUUGGAUGACCUUAAAGAUGGGAAAAUUGGGGGUUGUUUUGCAUUGACGGAGGUGUCCCACGGUUCAAACGCCAAAGGUAUGAGAACGACUGCCACAUACUUGCCGGAUAAGAAACAAUUUGUGCUAAAUUCACCCGAUUUUGAAGCUGCCAAGUUCUGGGUCGGAUGUCUUGGUAAAUGUGCUACCCAUGCCAUUUUAUAUGCCAAACUGAUAUCAAAAGGUAAAGAUCACGGGCUGCACACCUUCGUCGUGCCUAUAAGAGAUCCAAAAACACUGAAACCAUACCCAGGGGUUAUUGUUGGCGACAUUGGCGAGAAAAUCGGACUCAAUGGUGUUGAUAAUGGAUUUGUAAUCUUUGACAACUAUCACGUACCGAAGGAGGCCGCUUUGGAUAAACUGGGUGGCGUCGACGAUGACGGCAAUUAUCGAACGCCAUUCAAGGAUCCCAGUAAGAGAUUUGGUGCCGCUAUGGGCAUAUUAUCUGGUGGUCGCGUACACAUAACAAGCAUUAUAACAACAUACCUACAGAAAGCGAUCGUGAUUGCCAUCAGAUACUCCGGUGUGAGGAAGCAGUUCGGACCGGAGAACUCAACUGAGGAGCUGCCAGUCUUGGAAUAUCAACAGCAACAAAUAAGACUGCUCCCGUACUUGGCUGCUACGUAUGCAAUGAAGGUGUUCUCCUGCUGGCUCGGGGAGACCCAUAUGAAUAUGGUUAUAGCAAACAUUAUGGGUGGCAACGACGAGCUGGCUGCACAGCGCGGCGUGGAGAUGCACGCGCUGUCGUCGGCCGCGAAGCCGGCGCUGGGCUGGACGGCGCGCGACGGCAUACAGCAUUGUAGGGAGGCGUGCGGCGGACACGGCUACCUGAAAGCGGCUGGCAUAGGUGACAUCCGUAACGAUAACGACGCCAACUGCACGUACGAGGGCGAGAACAGCCUGCUCGUGCAGCAGGCCAGCAACUGGCUGCUCGGCGUGUGGGCGCGCCGCCGCCAGCUCACCGCCGACGACUCACCGCUCGGCACCCUCGGCUUCCUGGACAACGUGGACCAACUGCUGCAGGAGACGUGCCCCUGGAACACCAUUGAGGAUAUCAUAGAACCCACCAAUAUCAUUCACAUGUACAAAUGGCUGACUGCGUACACCCUGAAGUCGACGUACGAUAAAGUGGCCAAACUGAAGAGCGCUGGCAGAGACAACUUCCAGGCGAAGAAUGAAUCGCAGGCGUACAAUGCUGUCGCUUUAUCCGUUGUUUAUGGAGAGAACUACGUACUAAAUAAUUUCUACAGCACCGUGAAGAAUUUCCCAGACGCAGCGUGUAGGAAUGUUCUACUGAGGCUGGUUUCGCUGUAUGGUGCUUUCAUAUUGGAGAAGCAACUGGCGACACUGUAUAUUGGAGGCUACUUCUCAGGGACACAGGGUCUACUCCUCCGCGAAGGUAUCCUACGAUUGUGUGCCCAAGUGACGCCGGACGCGGUCGCGCUCGUGGACACACUAGCGCCACCUGACUGGUGCCUCAAGUCCGUUCUGGGGAAAUCUGAUGGCGAGGCAUACAAACACAUCCAGAGCAGCGUGAUGACGUACCCUGGUGCCCUAGAGCGGCCGCACUGGUGGCGCGACGUGGUCUACUGGCGUUCAUACACGCCCGCCAAACUAUAAUCACGACCAUUAUAACCGGCAGGGGGCGCCAGGUGGCGUACUUGUACCACUUGGUAAUUUCUAAAAUAAAUAUAUAUUAUUACCAGUGAAGGAAGAGGUAGACGAAGUCAAGUCUGUUGGCCUGUUGGUAUUCACCAGAAAUUAAGUACAAUGGUUUUCAGGAGGGAUCACGUCGAGGCCAACCUUACAGGGUAUAUAUUGUUAACUACAAUUUUCCCUUAAAAUCUCCACAAAUCUAUGGUGCUAAGAACAAUAAUAUGUAUCUAGUUAUAUUUGUAAGGUUUUACCAGAGGGAGACUUGGUACAAAAGUCGAUUGCUUAGGUACCUCUGUCCCAUUCGUGUUUCAACUGUGGAGCAGUUGUGUUUGCAUGGCUGUGUUUCGGUUUGAAGGGUGGGAUAUGGCGUGAAUUUAUUGGGUACAGAGGAAUAACACCUGAGUCCUCAGGAAUGGCAACGCAUGAGGGGUAUCAUGGGCGAAAUAGUGUACUCUGUUAUGUCCAUAGUACUGCUCAUGUCUAUCGGUGACGGUCACCACUUUCCAUCAGGUGGGCCGUCAGCUUGUUUGCCAUUCUAAGUUGUAUAAAAAAAAAUUGUUAAUUUUUUUAUUAAUUGUUAUCAAUAUUUACUAUUAUUAUUGGUAUUGAAAAUAAGAUUUUUAACAAGUGUACUGACAAAUGUAUGUCAUACGAAUGUCAUGUACCUACUAUAUUUCUUUCUUAUCAAUGGUUUUUCGUUAAAUAAUAAAAUUUUAUUGCCUAAGGAAAUUGUUUCACCAAUUUCUUUAGAUUAGUAAAAUUUUUUGGUCCUUCGGGCCAGAUUAUACAAAAUGAAGGAAAUUGAUACUUGCGUAUAAUUCUUUAUGCUUUAGUUUCCAACUAAGCUUAUACUAUUUGGUGCUUAGUUGAUACUACUAAAUAACUGAUAGAAACAUUUAUUCAUAGGUUUUUUUUUUAAGUGACGAAAUACUCCAAUGCUUUAAGAGGUUUAUAAAAGGUUUAAUUUUUAUGGAUGAGACUGUUAGAAUGUAAUAUCAUAAUGUAUUGUGUAAACCAUAGUAAAGUGACUUAAAAUAUGGGCAUAAUACAUAGAUAGCAAAUAACGCGUGAAGCUUGAGGCUAAUGUAGGAACGAAUUAACUGGCCUUUUCGGGUAUGCGAAAUGCUAGCUACUUUUCUCUGUAAGUGUGCUUAAUCUGGUUUCCAUAUAAAACUUAUAAAAUAAAAGGAGUCCCAUAACAUUACUGCUGAUUUUGACCACCGUACAACUCACCACAAACUAAAGUUCUAUCCCAACCAUCUGAACGAGUGGCGGUCUUUCACUGUGCGUAAAAGAUAGUGUCAUUUCAAGGCACUAUCUUUCACGCACCACCAUUCUUGGGAAUCAACUUCCAGCAGCACUAUUUCCAAACCGAUACGACAUCGUAACCUUCAAGAAAAGAGCAUAUUUCUUUCUAAAAAGCCGGAAACACUUGCAAUGGUUUUGGCGUUGCGGGUGAUCAUCGGUGGCGGUAGUCACCGUUAGAAGAGCCGCAUACUCUUUUACCCCUGUGUUAUAAAAAAAAAACACCGAUAAAGUUAAAAUCUUAUUCUACAUUUUAUUUUUUUUAUUGAAAUUUAAUUAUGUUCCAUAUUUAAAUAUCAAAAUUGUUUAGGACUUAGUGAUUGACGUAAUAGGAUUCGUUACAUUUGUCGAUUUUUAAGAUCGAGUCAGAUUGUUGCUAUAGUAAAAUUAGUUUGAACUUGGGCUCAAAGUUUACUUAAAUUUUAUAGUAUUUAUAAAGAAGUAUAAAUUUUGGAAAUAUAAUCAAAGAAUACAAAUCAAAUAAGUUCACUGAAAGUAGAGAGAAGUGGCAAUUGUUCAAAUUUUAUAUAUUAUUAAUCCAUGUUUUGUUUCUUUCAUAUUGUUGUAACAAUUUAUCGAUUGUUGGAUAUGUAU
This is a messenger RNA of Galleria mellonella (greater wax moth), 4245 nucleotides long. RefSeq names its product peroxisomal acyl-coenzyme A oxidase 3-like (gene Acox3). Gene Ontology annotation, cellular component: peroxisome. The coding region runs from base 214 to 2310 and encodes 698 amino acids. The record is from RefSeq and is a predicted model, not a curated record. Gene Ontology annotation, biological process: fatty acid beta-oxidation using acyl-CoA oxidase; lipid homeostasis. Lineage: Eukaryota; Metazoa; Arthropoda; Insecta; Lepidoptera; Pyralidae. The transcript has 13 exons. Gene Ontology annotation, molecular function: pristanoyl-CoA oxidase activity; FAD binding; fatty acid binding.